GGCGCUGGUUAAAUCGAACGAAAAAUUUAAUUAAGAACGAAAUUAUGAAAACGGAUUUUUAAAGCUAUUUAAUCGAUCGUUUAUCAAAUGUAAUAUAGUAUUUGUUUUAAUGUAACGAAUCGAAUAGUUAUUUUAAGAGGAUUACAUUAAUGUAGUGUUACGCCCUUCCUCGUAUAAGGGCACAAUCAUAUUUGUACGAUUUGAUUGGUUACUAUCCCACUCGAAAAAAAAGAUGGAUACGGAGAAGGUGGAUGCAUGACGUAAACAUCAUCUUUGCUAUAUAGCGUUACAGGAAUGUCGCUGGAUCAUAUGUUCUGUUCUCGAUGCCGAGAGGGCUUUGUGGCACACGAAAAGAUAGUUAAUUCUCAUGGCGAAUUAUGGCAUCCUCAGUGUUUCGUAUGUGCACAAUGCUUUCGACCAUUUCCAGAUGGAAUUUUUUAUGAAUUUGAAGGCUACAAAUAUUGCGAGCAUGAUUUUCAUGUUUUAUUUGCACCUUGCUGCGGCAAAUGUGGAGAAUUUGUCAUUGGUAGGGUAAUAAAGGCAAUGAAUGCAAACUGGCAUCCAGGAUGUUUUCGGUGUGAAGAAUGUAAUGGAGAAUUAGCAGAUGCAGGUUUUAUCAAAUGCCAAGGCAGAGCUCUUUGCCAUACCUGUAAUGCUCGUGUAAAAGCUGGUGCUCUUGGAAAGCAUAUUUGUCACCAAUGCCAUGGCGUUAUUGAUGAUAAACCAUUGCGUUUUCGUGGUGAAGUUUACCACCCAUAUCACUUUAAUUGCACAGCAUGUGGAAUAGAACUUAAUUCAGAUGCAAGGGAAGUUCGUUCUAGGCCAGGUUAUGCUGCCAAUGAAAUGAAUGAAUUAUAUUGUUUGAGAUGCCAUGAUAAAAUGGGCAUUCCUAUUUGCGGUGCUUGUCAUCGACCUAUAGAAGAACGUGUUGUAACUGCAUUAGGGAAACAUUGGCAUGUAGAACAUUUUGUAUGUGCAAAAUGUGAGAAGCCAUUCCUUGGGCAUCGCCAUUAUGAGAAAAAAGGUCUUGCAUAUUGUGAAACGCAUUAUCAUCAACUUUUUGGAAAUCUUUGCUUUGUGUGCAAUCAAGUUAUUUCUGGUGAUGUUUUUACAGCCUUAAAUAAGGCAUGGUGUGUUCAUCACUUUGCAUGUGCGUUUUGUGAUCAGAAGAUGAAUCAAAAAACGAAAUUCUUUGAAUUUGAUUUAAAACCCGCAUGCAAGAAAUGUUAUGAUAAAUUCCCCCAGGAACUAAAGAAGCGUAUGCGACGUAUGUACGAUUCAAAUCCCAAAAGGAUACCAGCUUAAUAUUUUAUAUCAGAUGGAAAAGGAAAAGAAAUUCUUCAUAUUUUCUUAACAUUUUCAUAAUAUUUUCCUGUCUUUAACUUCUAAUCUUUACAUUAAGGUGCCUUAUAAAACUACAGAUAAAAUUUGUUAUAUAUUGAACUAUAUUAUACUAAUUAUUAAAGGAUAAAUAUUGACAUACCA
This is a messenger RNA of Vespa velutina, 1485 nucleotides long. It is a transcript of the gene stck, whose product is annotated as LIM and senescent cell antigen-like-containing domain protein 1. NCBI's taxonomy places the organism in Eukaryota, Metazoa, Arthropoda, Insecta, Hymenoptera, Vespidae. The record is from RefSeq and is a predicted model, not a curated record. The transcript is spliced from 7 exons. The coding region runs from base 295 to 1305 and encodes 336 amino acids. Gene Ontology annotation, biological process: cell-cell adhesion; positive regulation of substrate adhesion-dependent cell spreading; positive regulation of integrin-mediated signaling pathway. Gene Ontology annotation, cellular component: cytoplasm; focal adhesion; cell-cell junction.